Pleurotus ostreatus (oyster mushroom) is the source of this 2010-nucleotide messenger RNA. Its product is annotated as 70-kilodalton heat shock protein. Gene Ontology annotation, biological process: protein refolding; cellular response to unfolded protein. Lineage: Eukaryota; Fungi; Basidiomycota; Agaricomycetes; Agaricales; Pleurotaceae. The transcript has 9 exons. Bases 1 to 2010 code for a protein of 669 amino acids. Gene Ontology annotation, molecular function: ATP-dependent protein folding chaperone; misfolded protein binding; ATP hydrolysis activity. Gene Ontology annotation, cellular component: mitochondrion; cytoplasm. The record is from RefSeq and is a predicted model, not a curated record.
AUGUUCGCUGCAGGUCGUGCUCUCCGUACCGCUGUCUCUCGCUCUGGCAACUAUGCCAACCUUCCCCGUUCCGCCAUUGCGCGCCAUAUGAACACGAAAGUCAAUGGCCCCGUCGUGGGUAUUGACUUGGGUACAACAAACUCGUGUGUCUCCGUCAUGGAGGGUAAGACGUCGAGGGUGAUCGAGAACGCGGAAGGUGCACGUACAACACCGUCCGUUGUUGCUUUCACGAAGCACGGAGAGAGACUAGUCGGUCUGCCUGCAAAGAGACAGGCCGUUGUCAACUCUGCCAACACCGUUUUUGCAUUCAAGCGGUUGAUUGGACGACAAUUCCGGGAUAAGGAGGUCCAGGAGGAUGCCAAGCAUUGGCCAUUCAAAAUCGUGGAGAAGCCAGACGGAAGGCCAGCUGUGGAAGUCGACAACGGUGAUAAACGUCAACAGUUUUCGGCAGAAGAGCUCUCGUCAAUGGUCCUGGUGAAGAUGCGUGAAACCGCCGAGCAGUUCUUGAACAAAAAAGUCAACCACGCUGUUGUCACUGUCCCCGCUUACUUCAACGAUGCUCAGCGUCAAGCGACGAAGGAUGCCGGUCAAAUUGCUGGGUUGGACGUUCUGCGCGUCAUCAAUGAGCCGACUGCGGCCGCUCUGGCUUACGGUCUUGACCGCGCUGAUUCAUCCGUCAUUGCCGUCUACGAUCUUGGAGGAGGAACUUUUGAUAUUUCAAUCCUGGAGAUGCAAAAGGGUGUGUUCGAAGUGAAGUCGACCAAUGGUGACACGCAUUUGGGUGGCGAAGAUUUCGACAUCGUGCUUGUGAACCAUCUCUUGAACGAGUUCAAGAAGGAGUCAGGCAUUGACCUCGCCGGAGACCGCAUGGCUAUCCAGCGUAUCCGUGAGGCUGCCGAGAAGGCCAAGAUCGAGUUGUCAUCGACGUCACAGACAGAGAUCAACUUGCCAUUCAUAACUGCCGAUGCAUCCGGACCCAAGCACAUCAACACCAAGCUCAUGCGUUCGCAAUUCGAGUCGCUCGUCGCUCCCCUCAUUCAACGCACCGUUGACCCGUGCAAGAAGGCUUUGUCCGACGCUGGUGUUAAGCCCAGUGAGAUCAAUGAAGUCAUCCUUGUUGGCGGCAUGACUCGUAUGCCACGUGUUGGAGAGACCGUCAAGUCUAUCUUCGGUCGCGAUCCUUCAAAGGGUGUUAACCCCGAUGAGGCCGUCGCUAUUGGUGCUUCCAUCCAAGGCGGUGUCCUUGCCGGCAAUGUCACUGACAUUCUUCUCCUUGAUGUCACUCCUUUGUCUCUCGGUAUCGAGACGCUCGGUGGUAUCAUGACCAAGUUGAUCAGCCGCAACACUACCAUCCCCACUAAGAAGUCGCAAGUUUUCUCGACUGCUGCUGACGGCCAAACUGCCAUCGAAGUUAAGAUCUACCAGGGCGAACGUGAAUUGGUCCGUGACAACAAGCUUCUUGGCAACUUCAACCUCGUCGGGAUCCCACCCGCUCCCAAGGGUGUCCCUCAGAUUGAGAUCACCUUCGACAUUGAUGCUGAUGGUAUCGUCAACGUUUCUGCAAAGGACAAGGCUACCAACAAGGAUCAAUCCAUGACCAUUGCUUCAUCUUCCGGGCUUAGCGACAAGGACAUCGAGAAGAUGGUUUCUGACGCCGAACAGUACGCCGAGACCGACAAGGAGCGCCGCGCUCUCAUCGAGGAAGCCAACAAAGCUGACUCGGUCUGCGCUGAUACCGAGAAGGCCAUGAACGAGUUCAAGGACCAACUCGAUGCUACCGAGAAGGAGAAGGUUACCAAGCUUGUCGCCGAGCUUCGUGAGAUCGCAGUUAAAGGCCAAGCUGCUGACUCCUCCGUCACCGCCGAGAGCAUCCGUGAGAAGAUCAACGAGACGCAGCAGGCAUCGCUCGGCCUCUUCCAGAAGGUCUACGAGAAGCGUAACGCUGAGAACAACGCCUCUGAGCAGUCUACCUCAGAGUCAUCGGAGAAGAAGGAAGAGAAGAAGGACUAA